This is a messenger RNA of Leishmania braziliensis MHOM/BR/75/M2904, 4305 nucleotides long. RefSeq lists its product as hypothetical. The coding region runs from base 1 to 4305 and encodes 1434 amino acids. Lineage: Eukaryota; Euglenozoa; Kinetoplastea; Trypanosomatida; Trypanosomatidae. The transcript has a single exon. The record is from RefSeq and is a predicted model, not a curated record.
AUGCACACAAUGCACAUCUCACGUCUCCUUCUGCGCAGCGUUGUCCUGGAUCAAAGCUGCGCCAUUGCGGUGACGUGCGUUAUGCUCAUUAUCUCCUGCUUCCUGUACCCGAUGACGCAGACAAUCCUGUGCACAAUCUUGUUCUUUACCCUCUAUAGCCUCUGCGUGCUGCUGCAGGCCUAUCACUUUUGGGCCCGCGUGACAGAGGUGAAGUACCGCACCGCCUCGGUGACCAGGGAGGUGCUGGCGCGGUGGUGGCGCCGUGUGCAGGAGAUGCCGCUGCGUCGGAGUCAGACUGCCGAGGAGCGGCGGCGGGUUUUUAUCGAGGUGUGUUCGCAGCUGCCGGCUGGCGCAUUUCGAAUGGUGGCCGUCGCCGACGAGCGCACUGGCAGGCUGAAGCACAUUCACAAGAGCCUAAUGGUGAAAAUGUCCAAGCGGCUGGACGAGGUGACGCUCAAGGUGCGCUCUUACUUGGAGCCGGCGGGCAUCUGCAAGCUCGUGGACGUCAUGCGCAUCGCUCUCGAGUGCGACGCAAUUGUGUUGAAGCCGCUAACGGACCGCGCCAGACCACCGCGGUUGCCAAACCUGUUCCUCUCCAACAGGCCCUUCGUUGAGGACGAGGACACAACGGACAGCAGCGACCACGAGCGUGAGUCGCGCACGGUGCUUGGCGGUGGCAACACCAUCUCCGUGUCGCACCACAUGGAGUACUUUGUCCACCGCGUCUUCCUGAUCAUCUGGGCAGUCGUGAUGCUGCUGACAGUCGGCACUGGCGUCAUAUUCUACCAUCUCGUGGGGGCCCCCCUCGGCGAGGGCGUCUUUCUGGACCCCGCCGUUGCGGCGCUGGGUCUGCUGCCCCUCAAUGCGAUUGUGCUCAACCGCUUGCUCAUCUUCUACGCCAACGUCUACCUCGACAAGCUCUUUCACUACAUGGUGUCGCGCCGUUCCUACGCGCUGGAGGAUCGGCUACCGCGCUUCUCAUUCUGGUCUACGCUGGUGACGAUGGCGCGGGUGGUGUGCCGCAUGCCCCCACCGAACGGGGGCCGUAACCCGCUUGUCUUCUCCACCUCUCUCGUCGACGUCUUUAGUAUGGCGACGGUGGUGGCGAUGCUGGAUCAGACGGGGAUCGUGACGGACAUGGUGCUCGUCCCCAAGCAGGUGUUCCUGCUAAAGUCCGACCCGCAGCAGCAACAGAGCUCUUCCAGUGGAGAAAGCGAUGACGAUGACGGGGCGGCUACCGCUGUGAAUGGGUGUUUCUCGCAGCCCAGCGAGCGCGACGCCCGGGAGCGCCGCCGCGACAUGCAAAGACAGAUCAGGCGCAAAAAGUACCAGGAGCGCCGCUUCCUGGAGCUGCGGCUCAUGCACUCGUCAAAGCAGGACUUGGCGGUCGAGUUCGCCGACGAGAAGGCCCGUCAUAAGCACAGCAGCCACCUCAACCCUCUCUGCCUCGUCAUCCUUGUGCAUGCCCUCGCACAGGAGCCGGCGCAGCUCGAGACGUGGACGGAGCCGUUCCGCUUCUGCGACCGCUCCCUUCUGUGGGCGCGUGCGAUGCAUUGGAUCCCGCGAGCGUGUGGCUUCCACGAUAGAGUGGUACACAACUUCCUGAUAGUGGCGCGCAUCUUCGUGAUCAGCACGUCCACUGGUAGCGGGUACCGUGACACCUACCCGGAGCAGGCGUGCUCAUACCUUGUCGAGGGUAGCGAUGGCGCCAUGCAUAUCUUCACCAUAGGUACGCCGUAUCUCGUGUGCCGCCACUCGACAACGCACUGGACAGGGCAGGCGGUAGAGGAGUUUGACGCCCAUGAUAAGGCGGAGGUGCUUUACAUGGGCAAGCACCAGUGGGAGGAAGGGGCGGCGCUAGAGACGGUGGCGCUGUCGCACCGCAUCUUACCAGAGCGCUACCGCACCUACGUCGCAACUCUACCGCGUCAACCACACCGUUACAGCGAGUUUUUCUUUCGAAAUGGCGUCGAGGUGAACAGUGCUACAGCGAAGAGGGCGCAAGCAAAGCGGCGGCGUCGCCGUCAGCAGCGUGCGGCCUCGAAGACGGCUCGCAGUGAGGCCACUGCGCCACAGCCGCUCAUCGCAUCGCAGUUCGCCGAAUCAAGGCGACCACCAUGCGAGGAGAGCUGGACCAACGGGAGCCGCAUCGUGCGACACGACGACGGUGGCGCUACUACCGACGGCGGGGCACCCAUACUAUUGGCGGUCCCGAAGCGCGAGCGUGCCGUGAGGGCUGUGCGUACAAGCGACAGGGAGGUGGAAAUGGAGAAGGAAAUGUCUGCGGUGGAUGUCGGCGAUGACGGUGAGAGCAGUGGCGGCAGCGUCAUGAGCUCCUACAACAACGACGAGGCCGAGUGCGGCGGGGAUAGCGAAGUCGCGGUUCACGAGCUCGACGCUGGUGACUGCGAUGGGCACCGACAACUCCACCCGCGCGGCACCCUGCGACGUCGCUGCAAGUCCGCACCCCCGGUGCGCAGCGCGCGAUGGGCGAACGUGAAGCCGCGAUACAACCACUCUUUUGGCGCCGUUCCGACCGACGUGGUGGGCGACAUCGAGGAGGACAGCUGUCUCACUAGCAGCACUUGCAUCUGGCUCAUGGCGACAACCUCCCACACCUUCCUUGGGCUGAUCGGUUUGCAGGACUCAGUGCGCCCCAACGUACAGAGCACGAUGGGCUUGCUGGAUGAGUCGGGUGUGCGCUGCAUGUACUUCUGCGCUGGCACGGAGCGCCAGACGAAGAGCUUCGGAAGCCGAGUCGGCUUGGAUACGGAUUGGAACUGCUGCAUCUCGCUCAAGGAGGACGCCGUCGCGUUGGACCCGCACAGCAUUCGUGCGCAGCUGCCCUUUGGUAUCAAGUCCAUCCGCAAGCACAUUUUGCACGUUGACCCCAUCCCACUCCAGGUGAGCCUCUUCUCGCAUUCUCUGGGAGUGUCGAAGCGGGCGAUGCUGUCGGUACUGCAAGACAAUCAUGAGGUCGUCGUCGCGGUCGGCUCCGUGCUCAACCACAGCAAUGUGCGCAGCUUCGUGCAGGCGGACUUGUCGAUCGGCGUGCUUCCCACCAGGCGCGGCACUAACGCGGACAAGGAUAGCGCCCUGAGGCAUAGCCGCAUCGUGGAGCCGUCUGAUUUUGCGGCGACGAAUAGUCUUAACCGAGACAUCCCGCUCUACCGCAACGUGGCGGAGCUGAUCGGAUGCAGCUGCUCCCUGCGGGCGCCGCCAACGACGUCGAUCUUGCCAAUUGUCGCCAUGAUGAUUCGCCAGGCGCGCCUUCGGCUCAGCGGCAUAGGCAACGGAGCAGAGUUUGUCAUGCACGCCAACUUUUUCAUUGUCAUGGUGAACACCAUCUCGCUGAUCGUCGGGGUGCCGCUGAUGCUGACGCCCUCUGUGACGGUGUUUGAGCUCUACGUUCUCAUCCCGAUUUUGGCGCUGUGCUGCACGUACACGGCGUACGCUGGGAUGGACGCGAUGCGGGUGAUGCCGUCGCGCCACAGUCACUUUGUCCGUCGCGCAAUUUUCUGGCACAGCGCGGUGGUGUGGUGUCUGCGCUACGCCAUCUCGGUCGUGGCGCUCCUGGCGCUUGGGAUCACGGCCUCCACGAGACUGUGCAAGGUCAGGGUGCUGGAACUCGUCACAAUGGGGGAGGACACAUGCAUAUCAGCUGGCCAGGGCUACGUCGCGCUCACCUUCAACUACUGGCUCAUGGUGCACUGCUGGACGCACAUUAGUCGUCAUCACCCCAUCUCCCUCACCUUCUCGCUGAAGCUGAGGCAUGGACAUCGCUCCACAUACCUCUUCCGUUCCUUCCGCUGGGUCGCUGCGAGCGUUCUUGUGACGCUGCUGAGCAUCAUCAUUGUAAUUCUUGACACACCGAUGAGCAGCCUCCACCAAGCCUUCUUUCCCUCUGUUCCACACUUCAUUGUGUCGCUGUUGUUCCCGGCGCUAAUCCUCGCCCUGGACUGGCCCGUUAAGCGGUGGCGCGAGCAGCGCUUCACGAACAUGCAAAAGUUUCGGAAGCUGUCGUAUGGCACACGACUCGGCAUGCACUCACCCCGCGGCGACUACGAGCCGGAGGGCAUCACGUAUCCCCACAGCAGCACCAGCGGUGGCGUAGGUGUACUGGGCGGCGGCGCUGAGGGAGAGGAGCAGGCGGGGUUGGCGGAGCGCGUCGGACUUCUCAAGCGCCUGAGCGAGUGGUUUUACCGUUUCACCAGCAUGCGUGGCGGAAAGCUGGAGCUGAACUGCGUGUGCUGCGAUCACAUCGGCGGCAACUACGCUACCUAUCACACCACAGCUAAUGUUUAG